GAAAAGUUAGGGUAUAUUAUAUAUACAUUAUACUCCCUCUCCUUGCCAUUUUCCCUCCAUUUUGAACUCUCUAGGGUUUCUUACAGUAGUGAGGUCCGAUUUCCCUGACCACAGAUUUCUAUGGCUUCUUCAUCAGCUUCCUUGUCAUCAAGCCAUGGCUACGAAAUUCCAUGGGUUGAGAAGUUCAGACCUACAAAAGUGGCAGACAUUGUCGGGAACGAAGAUGCCGUCUCCAGGCUUCAAGUAAUUGCGCACGAUGGUAACAUGCCAAAUCUCAUCUUAGCUGGUCCUCCUGGAACAGGUAAGACCACAAGCAUAUUAGCUCUUGCUCAUGAGUUACUUGGACCAAAUUACAAAGAGGGAGUUUUAGAGCUUAAUGCAUCAGAUGACAGAGGUAUUGAUGUUGUGAGAAACAAAAUUAAGAUGUUUGCACAGAAGAAAGUCACUCUACCCCCUGGAAGGCACAAAGUAAUCAUUUUGGAUGAAGCUGACAGCAUGACAUCUGGAGCACAACAAGCACUGAGGAGAACAAUGGAAAUAUAUUCAAACUCUACCCGUUUUGCCCUUGCAUGCAACACAUCUGCAAAAAUAAUUGAACCCAUUCAGAGUAGAUGUGCCCUUGUGCGAUUUUCCAGGUUAUCUGAUCAAGAAAUCCUUGGUCGGCUCAUGGUUGUGGUUGAGGCAGAAAAGGUGGCAUAUGUCCCAGAAGGGCUUGAAGCGAUUAUUUUUACUGCUGAUGGUGAUAUGCGACAGGCUUUGAAUAAUUUACAAGCAACUUAUACUGGAUUUCGAUUUGUUAAUCAAGAAAAUGUUUUUAAGGUGUGUGAUCAGCCUCAUCCUUUGCAUGUGAAAAAUAUGGUCCGGAAUGUUGUAGAAGGAAAAUUUGAUGAUGCUUGUUCUGGUCUGAAGCAGCUUUAUGAUUUGGGAUAUUCACCAACUGAUAUCAUCACUACCCUUUUCAGAAUCAUAAAGAAUUAUGACAUGGCAGAGUAUCUGAAACUGGAAUUCAUGAAGAUGGGUAAUGGAGAUCUGGAGAGCUGGGGAAGUACAAAGAACAGAGGUGCACCACCACCGGCACCACCGCCGGCGUCUUCUACGUAUCACACUGAAUCAUCGGACAAACAAUGGACUUCAUGGCUCGUUCCUAUGAUUGUUGUUGCAAAUGUGGCUAUGUUUCUUGUCGUCAUGAUUGUUAAUGAUUGUCCCAAGAACCACAAUUCGAGUCUUGAGGGGGAUUGUGUUGCUAAAUUUCUUGGUAGACUAUCUUUUCAGCCUCUUAAAGAGAACCCGCUUUUCGGUCCUUCUUCUUCCACAUUGGAAAAGUUGGGAGCUCUAGAGCGGAGUAAGGUGGUGAAUGGACAUGAAGCAUGGAGACUCAUAUCUUGUAUUUGGUUGCAUGCGGGAGUCGUUCAUCUACUUGCAAACAUGUUAAGCUUGGUUUUCAUCGGGAUUCGCCUCGAACAACAAUUUGGUUUCGUUCGAGUUGGUAUACUCUACAUGUUGGCCGGGAUCGGUGGUAGCACACUAUCUGCACUUUUCAUAACAAGCAACAUCUCUGUUGGGGCUUCCGGUGCUCUAUUUGGACUUCUUGGAGCAAUGUUGUCUGAGCUUCUUACCAAUUGGACUAUUUAUGCUAAUAAGGCGGCGGCUUUGUUUACACUUGUGAUCAUAAUCUUGGUGAAUUUAGCAGUUGGAAUGCUUCCUCAUGUUGACAACUUUGCACAUAUCGGGGGUUUUUUAACGGGAUUCCUCCUUGGAUUUGUACUUCUUAUGAGACCCCAAUUUUCAUGGCAAGAACGCCGCCGUCUUCCUGCUGAUGCUCGUGGCAAGUCCAAGUACACAGUCUAUCAAUAUGUCUUUUGGAUUAUAUCCGCGAUUUUAUUGAUUGUUGGAUUUACGGUGGGACUUGUGAUGCUUUUCAAGGGAGAAAAUGGGAAUGAUCACUGCAGCUGGUGCCAUUACUUGAGCUGUGUUCCUACUUCCAAAUGGCGAUGUGAUAACCGGUGAAGACAGACGUGAUAUGGUUUUAUGAUUGCUUAGUAUUUGGUUGAUGUUAAUAUGAUGAAGACUUUGGUUCAAUAUUCUUAAUUCUUGUUUUCUGUUGUGUAAAUUUUUGUAUUUUUGAUACGUAGUUACUGGUUAGGAU
Molecule: messenger RNA, 2146 nt
Organism: Lactuca virosa
Lineage: Eukaryota; Viridiplantae; Streptophyta; Magnoliopsida; Asterales; Asteraceae
Source: the annotation of a GenBank genome assembly